CUUCGUGUCUCCUGUAUGCGUCACCGCUAUGACUUUUACAAACCCGUCAUGUCCUCCGUCUUCCCUGAGGUUGAUGGUCAGUUGAGCAUCAACUGUUACAAGGAGGCCCUGCUCUCCUGCUAUGCCCAGUAUAGUUCCAAGGUAGAAAAGGCAACCGGUACAUUCUUGCGCUAG
Messenger RNA from Dibothriocephalus latus, 174 nucleotides. The record is from the annotation of a GenBank genome assembly. NCBI's taxonomy places the organism in Eukaryota, Metazoa, Platyhelminthes, Cestoda, Diphyllobothriidea, Diphyllobothriidae.